AUGAAGUUCUAUUUACAAGUAAGAAACCAAUUAAAACAAAAUAGUAACGGAAAAGAUCAAAAUGUUAAAAUAAUUUCUGAAAUAGUAGUGACAGAUGUAGAAAAAAUAUGGCAGAAAGCCUCUAUUCCAAUAGUAUCGCACAUUCGUGCACUACAAUUAUUAAUAAAUUAUCACGAUCAGUACAAAAACAUAAUUAAAUCAAUUAAAAACAGGAAAAAUACAUUAACUUUUAAAUCAAAUCUAGAAAAAUUUCAGAAUAAUGCAAAAGACACACCUUUUUUAUUUAGUAAAAAAUGUAUUAAGAAAUAUAGAAGAAAGAAAGAAUUCACGACUAUUUUUCGGAAAAUACAGAUCUUUCAAAGAGGGUUUUAUAAAUCCAAAACCUGCAUAGUGAAAGAUGCCCACGGCUGCUUGAUUACAAAGGAAUCAAAUAUAGUUAAAGAAUUUCGGAAUCGUUUCAAAGAAUUACUGAGUACCACUAACGAGGAUAUCCACCCAGAGGAAUAUCAAGAACAUACCACUUACUACUCUGUACAGCCAGAAUUACCAGAACCAGAAUAUGAAGAAAUAACACAGAUAAUUAAAUCUCUAAAAAACAAUAAGGCACCGGGGAGAACAAUAUCAAUGCGGAAUUAA
This is a messenger RNA of Macrosiphum euphorbiae (potato aphid), 636 nucleotides long. The record is from the annotation of a GenBank genome assembly. Lineage: Eukaryota; Metazoa; Arthropoda; Insecta; Hemiptera; Aphididae.